ACCCGGGGGUUUAAACAAACCCAAAGCCUGAAACCUCGAGUUCCGGAAAAAAAAGCCUGUAUCUUUAAGAGGUAUUGGUUCCUUUGGGAGUUGUAGUUUUGCUGGCCCAGGGAGCCGCCUACUCGCCUCACCUUACUUCUGAUUCUGAAGACACAGCCCUUUCGGAAAGCGAUGCCCUGACCGUAUCUGCUUGCCUACCCUCACCAUAUGCGCUCGCCCUCCGGACCGCCGGAAGCUGGGGUUUUGGAGAGAACAAACCAGGGCGGGCAGAGGAGUGAAAGUACAUUUCCCAGGGUGCGCUGCGAAAGGACGCGCAGCACCACAUUAAAGAGCCCGCCAAGCCUAGCACCCGGCGGACGCAGAAAGCAUUGAGCCUGUAUGAAGACUUCAGCAACGGACCCCUGAAACGAGUGAUACCAAGCCAUUUACUGCAAGUAAGAGAUGGUUACACAGAUUCGGGAACAGAUGUGGAUUGAAAAACAUAAAAAUUACUGGAGAGGCGGUGUCUGCUGAUGAAGAAGCUGCUGCCACAUUUCUGCAGAGUUAAAGAAGUCGAUUAAGGAGAAAGGAUACCAUCCAAAGCAAGUCUUAAUAGGAAGCCUAUCAACUUUGGCCAGAAUGGAGCAGCCCAAGGGGGUGGAUUGGACAGUUGUCAUCCUGACGUGCCAAUACAAGGACAGCGUUGAGGUCUUCCAGAGAGAGCUGGAAGUGCGUCAGAAGCGAGAGCAGAUCCCUGCCGGAACGCUGUUACUGGCCGUGGAGGACCCCGAGACUUGUGUGGGCAGUGGAGGAGCCACCCUCAAUGCCCUGCUGGUGGCCGCCGAACACCUGAGCGCCCGGGCAGGCUUCACAGUGGUCACAUCUGAUGUCCUGCACUCAGCCUGGAUCCUCAUCCUGCACAUGGGCCGAGACUUCCCCUUCGAUGACUGUGGCCGGGCCUUCACCUGCCUCCCUGUGGAGAACCCCCGGGCCCCUGUGGAGGCCACGGUCUGCAACCUGGACUGCUUGCUGGACGUCAUGAGCUAUCGGCUGGGCCCAGGCUGCCCACCAGGUGUGUGGGUCUGCAGCACCGAUAUGCGGCUGUCUGUUCCUCUCGACCCAGGGAUCAGCUGGGACGGCUUCCGGGGAGCGAGAGUGAUCGCCUUGCCAGGGAGCACAGCCUACGCCCGGAACCAUGGCGUCUACCUCACCGACCCCCAGGGUCUCGUUUUGGACAUUUACUACCAGGGCACCGAGGCGGAGAUACGACGGUGUGCCAGGCCUGACGGGCGGGUGCCACUGGUCUCUGGGGUCACCUUCUUCUCUGUGGAGACUGCUGAGCAUCUCCUGGCCACUCACGUGAGCCCACCCCUGGACGCCUGCACCUACAUGGGCUUGGAUUCUGGAGCCCAGCCUGUCCAGCUGUCUCUAUUUUUCGACAUCCUGCUGUGCAUGGCCCGGAAUGUGAGCAGGGAGGACUUCCUGGCGGGGCAGCCCCCGGAGAUCAGGCAAGGCAACACAGACGUCGCAGGUUAUCUGCAGGGUGCCCGGGCCAAGCUGUGGAGGGAGCUUCGUGAUCAGCCCCUCACCAUGGCAUAUAUCCCGGAUGGCAGCUACAGCUACAUGACCAGCUCGGCCAGUGAGUUCCUGCACAGCCUUACGUCCCCUGGGGCUCCUGGGCCUCAGGUCGUGUACUCCCAGGUGGAGGAGCUGCAGCUUCUGGAGGCUGGGAGCUCUGUGAUCAGCUGCCUGCUGGAGGGCCCUGUCCACCUGGGUCCUGGGAGUGUCCUACAGCACUGCCACCUUCAGGGUCCCAUUCACAUCGGCGCUGGCUGCUUCGUGAGUGGCCUGGACACAACCCAGUCCAAGGCACUGCACGGCCUGGAGCUGCGUGACGUUGUCCUGCAGGGACACCACAUGCGGCUGCACGGCAACCCCAGCCGUGUCUUCACCCUCUUUGGCUGUCUGGACAGCUGGGAAAGACAGGGGACAGGAACAUAUCUCAACAUGUCCUGGAGUGAAUUCUUCCAGAAGACAGGCAUUCGAAACUGGGACCUGUGGGACCCAGACACGCCCCCUGCAGAGCGUCACCUUCUCAGUGCCCGCCUCUUUCCUGUGCUUCACCCCUCGAGGGCCCUGGGGCCCCGGGACAUGCUGUGGAUGCUAGACCCCCAUGAGGAUGGGGGCAAGGCCCUGUGGGCCUGGCGGGCCUCUUGGCGACUGUCCUGGGAGCAGUUGCAGCCACGCCUGGAUCGGGCCGCCACGCUGGCCUCCCGCCGGGACUUGUUCUUCCGCCAGGCCCUGCGUAAGGCUCGGCACGUGCUGCAGGACCAGCAGGACCUCAGCCUGCGCCCGCUGAUCAGGGCCGCUGUCAGCGAGGGCUGUGCUGGGCCCCUGCUGGCCACGCUGGACCAAGUUGCUGCUGGCACAGGAGACCCUGGUGUGGCAGCCCGGGCACUGGCCUGUGUGGCAGACGUGCUGGGCUGCUGGGCAGAGGGCCGAGGUGGUUUACGGAGUGGGCCAGCUGCCAACCCUGACUGGAUUCGGCCCUUCUCAUACCUGGAAUGUGGAGACCUGGCGGGGGGUGUGGAGGCACUUGCCCAGGAGCGGGACAAGUGGCUUAGCAGGCCAGCCUUGCUAGUGCGAGCCGCCCGCCACUACGAGGGGGCUGGACAAAUCUUGAUCCGCCAGGCUGUGAUGUCGGCCCAGCACUUUGUCUCCACGGAGCCAGUGGAGCCGCCAGCACCUGGGCAGUGGGUGGUGGCUGAGUGCCCGGCUCGUGUGGAUUUCUCUGGUGGCUGGAGCGACACGCCACCCCUUGCCUACGAGCUUGGUGGGGCAGUGGUGGGCAUGGCUGUACGAGUAGAUGGCCGCCGGCCAAUUGGGGCCAGGGCACGCCGCAUCUUGGAGCCCACUCUGUGGCUGGCGAUGGGGCCAAGGCAGGACGAGAUGGCCAUGAAGAUAGUGUGCCAGAGCCUGGAUGACCUGCAGGAUUACUGCCAGCCCCAUGCUCCAGGAGCCCUGCUCAAGGCUGCCUUCAUUUGUGCGGGGAUCGUGAGUGUCCAUUCCAAGCUCUCGCUGAGGGAGCAGCUGCUGCACACCUUUGGGGGCGGCUUUGAGCUGCACACCUGGUCUGAGCUGCCCCAUGGUUCUGGCCUUGGGACCAGCAGCAUCCUGGCGGGCACUGCCCUGGCUGCCUUGCAGCGGGCUGCAGGCCGGAUGGUGGGCACAGAGGCCCUGAUCCAUGCAGUGCUGCACCUGGAGCAGGUGCUCACCACAGGAGGUGGCUGGCAGGACCAAGUGGGUGGACUAAUGCCUGGCAUCAAGAUUGGGCGCUCCCGGGCUCAGCUGCCACUGAAGGUGGAGGUGGAAGAGAUCACCGUCCCUGAGGGCUUUGUCCAGACACUCAAUGACCACCUGCUUCUGGUGUACACUGGUAAGACCCGCCUGGCUCGGAAUCUGCUGCAGGAUGUGCUAAGGAGCUGGUAUGCCAGGCUGCCUGCUGUCGUGGAGAAUGCCCAUGGCCUGGUGCAGCACACCAAGGAGUGCGCGGAAGCCUUCCGCCAAGGAAGCCUACCUCUGCUGGGCAAGUGCCUGACCUUAUACUGGGAGCAGAAGAAGCUCAUGGCUCCAGGCUGUGAGCCUCUGGCUGUGCGGCAUAUGAUGGAUGUCCUGGCCCCCUACGUGCAUGGCCAGAGCCUGGCAGGGGCAGGCGGCGGGGGCUUUCUUUAUCUUUUGACCAAGGAGCCGCGGCAAAAGGAGGCUCUGGAGGCUGUGCUGGCCAAGACUGAGGGCCUCGGGAAUUACAGCAUCCACCUGGUAGAAGUAGACACUUGGGGCCUGAGCCUGCAGCUGCUGGGGAGUGAGAUCUCAACCUGAUGCUCUUGUCCUUCUGCAAGAGGAGAAAGCCUGGAGCUAUAGCAGCCCCUCCCUUUGGAGUACUCAGCCUUCUCCUCCGCAGCCACCUCUUUGUGAAUCUCCUCCCAAAAGAUGACCUGAGCUCGGACCCAGCCCCUGCUGGAGCUUAGUGAAGCAGAGAUCAUGCUUAGAAACAGGACUGUGACCUCCUGGUUGACAAUGGUCUAGGCUUGGCCUUUGCUUCAUCUGGACACAGGAAGGUCCUAAGCUCAGUGUCCCUGUGGCCUUUACAAUUCCUAUGGCCCACCUUGGGCCUUGACCGUCUCCUUUUACACGAGGGCCCUGGAAGAAGGGUCUAGCAAACAGCUGUAGCAGAGGGCUGGGGUCUCUUGGUAAGGCUGACCCCGAAGAGGCCCUUUGGGGCAUUUCCUGUGGCCUUCCUUAGAGGUCAGAAUUUUGCUCAAUACUCACUCAAAGGUCGACUUGAUGGAGGAGUUGGAGCAGGGGUGGGGGUCCACAUCCACAUCUAUGGCAGUGAGCCAGUAUGGUCCUACAGCAAGUCAUUGCCAACCCAGGCCUUAACCAAUAACACUAUGACUGUGCCAUAUGACUCAGUGCCAGUGAGUAAUGGGUUCUCAGGGCUGUGACCUUGGAAUAAAUUCACUCUGCCCUUCAA
Pteropus alecto (black flying fox) is the source of this 4513-nucleotide messenger RNA. RefSeq names its product fucokinase (gene FCSK). The transcript is spliced from 25 exons. The record is from RefSeq and is a predicted model, not a curated record. Gene Ontology annotation, biological process: GDP-L-fucose salvage. Gene Ontology annotation, molecular function: fucokinase activity; ATP binding. NCBI's taxonomy places the organism in Eukaryota, Metazoa, Chordata, Mammalia, Chiroptera, Pteropodidae. The coding region runs from base 619 to 3858 and encodes 1079 amino acids.